Molecule: messenger RNA, 631 nt
Organism: Owenia fusiformis
Lineage: Eukaryota; Metazoa; Annelida; Polychaeta; Sabellida; Oweniidae
Source: the annotation of a GenBank genome assembly
AAUGUACUUGUUGGUACUAUUGUGCUCGCAGUCGUCGGUACUGUUGUUGAAGUCUGUACACUGAUUGUACCUGAUAGUGUACUCGUUUGUACUAUUGCGCUCACAGUCGGUACUAUAGUUGAAGUUUGUACAAUGAUUGUACCUGAUAGUGUACUCGUUGGUAAUAUCGCAGUCGGUACUGUUGCUGAAGCGUUGGUGUUACUUGAUACGGUACUCGUCGGUUCUAUUGUGCUCCCAGUUAGUACAGUUGUUGAGGUUUGUGCGGUGGUUGAAAGGGUAUUCGUUGAUUCUAUUGUGCUCGUGGUUUGUACAGUUUCUGGAGUUUGUGUUGCAAGUGUACUUGAUAAGGUACCCAUUGGUACGAUUGUACUUGUUAUAACAACAGAAUCUGUUGAAGGUUGUGACGUUAUUGGGAUUGAAAGAGUUGAUGUUGAUAGUAUAACUGUUGACAAUUCUGAAGUUAUCGUAUUUGAUAAAGUUAUAGCUGAUGAAGCAGCACUUGCAGUUGACAUUAUAACUGAAUUUGUCGACAUAACACUAACUGUUGAUUCAGUCAAAGAUACAUUAUUGCACAAACUAGCAGACAUCGGAUUAGGCACUAGAACUGCCUCUGCACUGGGUGUAAGAGUAC